Molecule: messenger RNA, 366 nt
Organism: Talaromyces marneffei
Lineage: Eukaryota; Fungi; Ascomycota; Eurotiomycetes; Eurotiales; Trichocomaceae
Exons: 1
Coding region: 1-366 (121 amino acids)
Source: RefSeq, a predicted model, not a curated record
AUGUGCGAAGCUGAGGACGAUGUGGCACACAAGCUGAAACUUGAGAACUCUUCUAUACAAUGGCGCCUUUAUCGUGGCUUUCGUUGGCGAGUUGCUGUUCGAGGGCGAUGCUUCUCUGAUUCAUUUGAUGAAGAGCGUGUCGCUCACGAUAUUCGACAAUUUGAGCUGGAUGAACAGUAUAGACAGCGGCCAGUGCGAGAGCAACCUGAAUUGAGGUAUUGGUGGCAAGACCUGUAUCAGUCUUCUAACCAUGAAGAAAGUGCCGCUCUCUCUGUCAGUUUUCCUGAAUUUUGGGUUGAAGAUGGAUCAAGCCAAGCAGAGGUUUUCGCCGUGUUGAAUGCAUUUGAAGAGUAUUAUGUUGCGUAA